Messenger RNA from Volvox carteri f. nagariensis, 840 nucleotides. RefSeq lists its product as uncharacterized. Gene Ontology annotation, molecular function: oxidoreductase activity. The coding region runs from base 1 to 840 and encodes 279 amino acids. Gene Ontology annotation, cellular component: cytosol. NCBI's taxonomy places the organism in Eukaryota, Viridiplantae, Chlorophyta, Chlorophyceae, Chlamydomonadales, Volvocaceae. The record is from RefSeq and is a predicted model, not a curated record. The transcript has 7 exons.
AUGGCCUCUUCUUCCGGCACAUCACGUCCUCCUCGACCACCACUCUAUCAGCCACUAAAUAUUGACGGAUGGACAGUAUUAAUCACAGGGGCUAGCUCCGGCUUCGGGGAGGCGAUGGCGUGGCGUUUUGCAGAAGCCGGCUGUCGUUUGGUGCUACUAGCGCGGCGCCAGGACCGAUUGGAAAGCCUUCGCGACCAAUUGCACUUUACCUACCACGUACCUGUCCACACCGUCCAGCUAGACGUGCGAAAUAUUGCCGAAGUGGACCUGCUACCCCAGCAGCUCCCGGAGGAGUUCGCGACGGUGGAUAUCCUGGUCAACAACGCGGGUUUAGCACUGGGCACUGCGGCGGUGCAGGACAACUGCAUGGACGACGCGGUGACGAUGAUCGAGACAAACGUUACGGCGGUGAUUGCCAUGACUAAGGCCUUUGUACAGGGCAUGAUUGAGCGCAACCGGGGGCACAUCGUCAACAUCUCGUCCAUCGCGGGGUUAGAAGCGUACGGAGGCGGCAGUGUCUACUGCGCCACCAAGCACGCCCUAGCAGCCUUCACCACCGCCUCGCGACACGACCUUGUGGGAACCAACAUCCGAGUCACGUCCAUCAGCCCGGGUGCUGCGCAAACGGAGUUCAGCUUGGUACGGUUCAAGGGUGACCAGGAUAAAGCGGAUGCAGUCUACCAGGGCUUCGACCCUCUCACCGCUGAGGACAUCGCAGACAACGUGCUGUAUGCAUGUACACGCCCCGAGCAUGUCCAGAUUGCCGACAUCCUGGUGCUGGCCACCAAUCAGGCCUCAGCGAAGGGAAUUGCUCGGGUCCACCUGGCGCAGGAGAGAUGA